AUGUCCACAAUACUUUUAAUAGAAUUUUUACAGAUUGAAUCACAAGAAGAAGUGGUUUUAAUUUAUUUAAAAACAGAUUGUAUCACGAGAAGAAGUGGUAGAAGUAAAGAAAUCCUUUUAAUUGAAAAUUUAGAGAUUGUAUCACGAGAAGAAGUGGUUGUAAUUUAUUUAAAACAGAUUGAAUCACGAAAAGAAGUGGUUGCAAUUCAUUUAGAAACAGAUUGUAUCACGAGAAGAAGUGGAAAAAUGUUUCUGUGCUCUAAGAUAAAGAUUGAAAUAGUAAUGAAAAAGUCAAUAAAAACAACUCGAUCUGCUAAAUCACAUUAUAUUAGAAGAGUAGUAAAGCAACAUUUAAAUGAAAUUCACUCAACAAGUAAUGUUGAAAAUACGAAUGAAUUACUUAACUGUGGAAAUGCAAUAAACUUCAGUGAUGAGUCUAUAAUCAUAAUAUGUUAUAUCAAAAUUCUUAUAAUUUUUUGGCUGAAGACACAUUAA
Hydra vulgaris (swiftwater hydra) is the source of this 495-nucleotide messenger RNA. NCBI's taxonomy places the organism in Eukaryota, Metazoa, Cnidaria, Hydrozoa, Anthoathecata, Hydridae. The record is from RefSeq and is a predicted model, not a curated record.